Molecule: messenger RNA, 5643 nt
Organism: Mercurialis annua (annual mercury)
Lineage: Eukaryota; Viridiplantae; Streptophyta; Magnoliopsida; Malpighiales; Euphorbiaceae
Product: probable E3 ubiquitin-protein ligase ZFP1
Exons: 9
Coding region: 3797-5434 (545 amino acids)
Molecular function (GO): ubiquitin protein ligase activity
Source: RefSeq, a predicted model, not a curated record
UUGAUCAUCUCCUUCUUUAAUAAUUUGCCACGUGUAAUGGAUUUUUUUUGCUUUUUGUUUGAUCAUGUAAGUUUUGAUUUGAUUGAAGUCCGAUCAUCUUCUAGUUGAUCAGUUUUCUGUUUGAUAUUUUUCUCCCAAUUCUGAUCGUCUUUUAAUUUUGGGUUAUGUUUAGUGUUUGGUUGAUGAUCAAGCUGUUGUGCAUCAAUUAAACGUCGUCGUAUUUAUGUUGCAAUUAUAUGUAUUUGUUAUUGUUUUGCUUUGAAUUUGAGUAUAAUUUGAUGGGUAAGUUUUAUAUGUUAUUGUGAAUGCAUGCGUAUUAUUUUUUUCUGCUCCCGUUUUAGUGCAUUAAGGUAACCGAAUUUUAUGCAACUGAAAGGAAAUCUUUUAGUAUAACUUGUAAAAUUUUGUAUCACUGAGGUUAUGGAAUUUGUUAUUAUGAAAGAAAUUAGAUCAUCUAUUUUGAAAAGAUGAAAUUUAAGGUUAUUUCAAUUAUACCUUUUAUAGUAGAAUUGAAUUGGAUAGAAAUGUAGCACGAGAAUCAUACCAAACGUCGACUGAGAACUGCUUUUUGAUCAGGGAAUAAUGGGGAUUCUCUUAUUCUUUGCAGUGGCAGCAAAGUUUAUAAUAGCUGCUCCAUCUUUUUUUGUAUUUUAAAUAUUAACAUUAGUUAGGUUUAGGUUCUGGUCAUUGAAUUUGAACUGAGGGAGGGGUGAACGAAUAGCGAAGGCCAUAGUUUCAGGUGAGAAGAUAUGAUAAUACAUACUUUAUCUAAAAUUCUUAUGCAAGCUAGUAUUUUUUAUCCCCAUAAUUUAUUUUAGCAACUGGCCAGGUGUUUCAGUUUCAGUUAAGACAAGGUUAUACUCUCAUCAUAAUCUUUUCGUUGUUAAUUUCUAAACAUGUAUUGCCACCAAAUGACUUUUGUUUCUUAUGAUUUUAUUUCUAUUUUGAAAUAAUUCGAUUUUUCAUCUUUUGCAAAUACAGGAUGCUAAUUAUCACAGUUACUUAGUUUAAGCCAUUUUUGUUGGUUCUAAAUUGUGAACAACAGAUGGUGUUGCAGGCACUUUUGGGUUUUAUAGGCGAUUGAAGAACAGCUUUGAAUUUAAAUCUUCUGUUCUCUAUAGUAUAGAGUAGCACAUUUACUAUUUUGCAGUUGUUUAAGUUGCCUCAUCUUGGAUUUAUAUAGGUUAUCAGCAUGGAGGGGAAACUUGUACAUAUGACCUCGUGAUCAAUUAUCUGUCGAAUGCUUAUAUAUUUCAACCCCAAGGCCUUUUGCAGCUUUUUACCAAAGAAUAAUUGCGAGAAUUGGGCUUUACGAGAGUGUCUCCUUUCAUCUUAGGAUCUCUUCCUGUUUAUUAAGCAUGUAAAAAGCUUUGUCUUUUUUAAAUAUCAUCCCCAUCUAAUCUAGAGUAAUAAAUGUCCCUUAUGUAUCAUACGAGCUUCAAUAAUAUACUUGAGAUUAUGUCAGAUAGAAGCAUCUAUAUGUUACUUCCACUGGAACUUUUGUUUAUUAAAUCAGGGAACGAUCAUUUUAUUGUGGAAUUUUAGAAUUAUUUUGGAAAAGUUAUAUAUAUGAUGGUUUUGGGAUAUUGUGAAUUCAGGUGACCAGAAUGUGGGCCUACACUAUAGAUUUUUGAUUUGAUGCAAGCUUAACUUUUUCGGGGUUUGAUAAUUCAUGUAUAUAACUUGCUCUACUCUUCUCUUCUCCUCCUUGGUUCUUUUCUCCAUCAACCUUCCUUCUUUUUGAUGUUCAAAUGUGUGAGAAAUGCUGAUUUUGAUUUUGAGAGCAUCAUUGUAAAAUAAAUUUAUUUACAUCUUAUCACUUGAGGAGUGAUGCUUAAAAAACUUUUAGUGUCCUAUAGUAAUGGUAUACAAAUUGGAUGCAUUUCUUGUAAAGAUAGUUUAGUAUCCAUCUUAAGGAGAUUCAUUUUUUUUAAUCUGUCCAUCUCUCACUACUGGCUCAUCAAGUUCCUUUGAACAAAUGGUACUACAAAUUAGCAAAUUCUAUGGACUAAUCAGUAGUUUCUUUAUCUUUCUUCAAUUUUGAAAGGUCAUCUGCAGAAAUUAGUUGCUAGUUUUUUUUUUUUUGCAUAAUAGGGAUUCCUGUAAAUUAGACCUGAGUUCAAUGAUGUAUAUUUAUAGGGUACUACUGUGCUCAGAUAAUGUGGUUGUCUCUUUUGUUUUGGGUUCCUCGUCAACUUUUUUGGUGCAUUAAACUUGCAAAAUUAAGAAGUUAUAGACAGGUGAUGUCAACUCUCUGGAUUCGGGAUAUUUUUAAAGUUGAUCUAGGGGGAUAUGGGUUACAUAAAUGUGAAGGUUUGUAGCAUUACUUUGCCACAGAACUUUGAUGUGUGGUUGACCAUUCUUAUGUAUUGCUAAAUGAAGAAGGUUCCAUUGUAAAACAUCAUCUUUGGCAUUGGUUCAAAUGUUGAAGAUUUUUUUUUUUACCAAAUUAAUUAAUGUGCUCCCUUUACCAAGAGAAGGGAGUAAUAAUUUAGAUCCUCUAUCUACUUGUUUUUGCCUUAUCUUUUUUCAUCUUCGUUUGUUUUCCAGUUUUGAUGCAUGGCUGACUAUUCAGUUGAAGCAUUAAUUUUCUGUUUCCAACAGUUUGUAGGAUAACAAUUAGGAUUUUUGUCCAUUAUUGCAUAAUAAAACUUGGUUCUCUUUCGAUUUAGUAUGUACAUUUGGCCACUUUUCUUAAAUUUGUCUGCGUAUCCUAACAUUUAUCCUAUACUUGAAGUUAGCAUGCAGAAACUGUAUUCUUAAGUUAUCUCUAGAUUGUCUACGCUGUCCUCAUGUCCAUGUUAUUGGAACUACCAUUCUACAUCAGUUGUCUGUUACAUGAUACUAUAGCGCGUCUUGGUGAAUUUAUUCUUUUUGUUGCUGCUACCAUUUCGUUUUACAAUUCGUAUUCUUAUGAUAUUUUGAAGAGGUAUAAGCUUAAGAAGUCUUAGAACUCUGCUUAAUCUUGGGUCUUCCUUUCUUAAAUAAUUUCCACCACUAGUGUCUCAAUUUCUUCAGUUAGUCAUGUUUAUUAUCGUUGGAUUUUCUUAUUGCUCGACUGCCGUGUGUUAUAUCUUCUGCUCUUGCAUAGGUAUUUUCUUCAUAUAAUAUCUUUUUAAUCAUUUUUUGUUCUAAAACUAUUUUUUGUUAGUGUUGUUUUCUCUAGUUCUGUUCAUUCUAGCGAUAAUUUUUACUACUUAAAAUUUGGUGAUUAUCAGGGAGAUUGUUAAUGGUUUGAUAGGGACGUUUGAAUAUUUGUUAAGAAUUAUAUCUCACUUUUGGCUUUAGGAGGAUCCAAAUCUAUACCAAAAGCUGUAGAAAUAUUUUUGAGGUUAUGCUUCACAAUGUUAGUAACUUAAUUUUUUUGUAUACUUUCGUACCCACUGUCAAUAUAUGAUUCAUGUUUUUGUUUACUAAUGCUUUUGCCAAAGUUGGAUCCUUUGGUGUAUUGUGCUUCUUUCUCCCUUACAAUUUAUGGAAAGGUUAAGGAUUUUUUUGUUUUCAUUGAUGUCAAAUUUUCUCUUAGUUGGUAUUUCUUAUGGAUUUCAAAUCGAGUUCUUUUAGCUUCAGUGAAUGCCUGGAUUUGAUAGGAUCAAAACAGUCUUAUCUUCUUCCUCGGUGUGCCCCUAAAGAUGUCUCUUUCCUCUCAUGCAUAUAUCGAUUAGCUUAUACGUGUCUUGACCUCCUAAAUUGCAAGGCUUAAAAUUCGAUGUACCACUAAUUUGAAUGCAUAAUGGUUGUGGCUAUCUGCUUGAUUUGAUCUCACGUUGGGAUUCUCAACUUCGAAGGACCAGUAAUGGGGCAUAGACAUUUAUUCAACACAUCUCAAAUGUUCGAGAAUGAGCAGGAUCAGAAUUGGAAUCAGAUGUAUAUCGAGCAACCUUUUGCAAAUUUGGACAGGGAAGGUCCUGCAGAUAAUGGCUCCUUUUUUUAUCCCGCAGAAAAUAUGCCUGUUGAUGGUGUUCAUUUUACUUCCCAAUGGAACCCUUCACUAAUGUCAAAUACAUAUAUAUCCUCAAAUCAAAAUGUUGAAGUAUCAUAUUAUCAACCAGAUGCUUCAGGCCCAUCUCAUGACCCUUUUCUGCAUCCAACUGCUGGAACUUUUUGCACAGUUCCCGAAAAUCAUGCACGCCAUCCUUCUUCUUCUUCCAGUUAUGACAGACAACCAUUCCAUGGUGUUGAGAGUGGUCUUGUUGAUCUUACAGGGGGCAAUGUAAGAGGACUUCACAAACGAAAAAGCCCUGGUGUUCCUUCUGCAUGUGAAGGGAGCAGUACGACCAGAUAUUAUGGCGCCAGCAGUUCCUCUGAUCCUCCUCACUCUUCUGAGUUGCGGCAGGAGAAACCAAAUUUGGAUCCUCAAUACAUGGGCUGGGAAUGCCUUACAAUGACUCCUGGCCAUAGAGGAAAUCUCUCAAUUAGGCCUGAAAGUGCUGUCAGGAAUGUGAGGAAUAGGCCUGCGCUUGAUCUGGAAUCCAACUUAGCUAGGACCCAUUUAUCAAGAAAUUCUUCCCACAACUCUUAUCCUGUUGGCCGCCCCUUUGAGCAUUCUAGUUCGAUAGAUUUUUCAGGUCAAAGGUCUAAUGCUUUAUCUCAUGACUGGAGCCAUUCCAGAAUCUCUCCUGCUUCUGGAAGGAUGCUAAUGCCAGACAAUAAUGGUUAUAGUCAUGAGGCAAAUCAUUUUUUUGUUGGAAGCAGCGUAGCUAAUGCGUCUGUAGAUGUUAGGAGACAUCCCCAUGAUUUCGUUUCAAGUAGAAACCCUGUUGUUCAUCAAAGUCACCAUGGUUCUUCAGCACAUUCUGCAAGAGGUAUUCGCAGUAGUUAUUCUCAAAGACCGAAUCCGACUUUCAGGGCUUCCUCAAGUAAUUUACGCUCGGGGCAUGUAUCGCCUUCUGAUGAUAGCAUGCAGUUGGUUGCUGAAAAUUUCCCCUCCAGACAACCAAGGCUGUCAUCCACUAUAGCUUGGCGCAACAGUGACAUGAAUAGAUCCAGAGUUUCUUAUGACAGAUACAGAUCUGUAUCCAAUGAGCCAGGUCUUCAUGAUCGAUUUUCUUCUGAGGGUUAUAUGGUUUUGGACCGCUCAACCUAUUCUAGAAAUAUGUUUGACCAACAUAGAGACAUGAGGCUAGACGUAGACGAAAUGAGCUAUGAGGAACUACUGGCAUUGGGGGAAAGAAUUGGUUGUGUCAGCACAGGAUUGUCUGAAGAUCUGAUAUCCAAGUGCUUGACAGAAAAAGUAUAUUGUUCCCCUGGCCAAAGCCAGGACGAAGGAAAUUGUGUGAUUUGUCUGGAAGAGUACAAAGAGAUGGAUGAUGUUGGGUCACUGAAGAAUUGUGGUCAUGAGUAUCAUGUGAGCUGCAUCAAGAAAUGGCUAUCCAUGAAAAACUCAUGUCCAAUAUGCAAAGCUGCUGCUAUGUCUGAUGACAUGAAGCAAUAAGAUAAUCUUGUCAUUUAUCAUUCUUUUUCUUAAGUAAACUAUUUAUAUCAUUAUUGUAAAUAUAGUAGUACUUUGUCAAAAAAAAAAAAACAGAUAAACUGACUUUGUGUAGGAAAACUGUAAAUAAAAUGCUAGCCGAUGUCGAUCAAUUUCUUCCAGGCUCCCGUCUCAAAUUUGCGGAGCCUUCAUUAAGAUUAGAUGUUUUAUUA